This is a messenger RNA of Clonostachys byssicola, 2247 nucleotides long. NCBI's taxonomy places the organism in Eukaryota, Fungi, Ascomycota, Sordariomycetes, Hypocreales, Bionectriaceae. The record is from the annotation of a GenBank genome assembly.
AUGAACGGACUAAAGGCAUGGUUCACGAAAGGCCCGGCUCAAGAUACCUACAAAAAGAAUAUCCUUCCUGAACUGGAGCAUCUCUUGGAGAAUUGCGGGCUUCCUGAAGGCGACCCUCUUUUCCUGAGAGAUUAUAUGAUCGGACUAUCUGCAAGCAGAGCUGUCCCAACUGUCAUGAUAUGCUGUAUAGAUGAAAACAUUCGGGCCAAAGCUAAGAGAUUUGUGAGCGACAGUGGGAUAGUGAAAAGUCAUGGCUUCAAGUUGGGAUGCAGCGCCUUGUGCCUUGAAGCGAAGACGAUACCGAUAAAAUGCAUGAAGGAGUCACUUCCAGACGAGGAAAGGGACGAAAGCCAUGAUUCAGAAACAAUCUCGACCAUACUUGGGGGUCGAGUCUUUUUCCAAAAUCAUGACAAUGGCAAUCUUCGGGCUGCCACAGCCGGCCCUGUGGUCAUGCUCGGAGGAGCCGUCUAUCAACUCACAGUCGCGCAUAUCUUGUUAAAAGAGGACAAGUCCGUUAUUGGCCAAGAAAGGAGAGAUCUGGACGAAUUCGAGCUUGAAAGCGAUCACGAUGAAUACGGCCUUGAACUUGGUGGUUGUGGUAUGGAGGGAAGCAUUUCCUCUGGGGAUACCUCGGAGGAGAAUGACCUGGACGAAAAAGGGAUUUCAUCUACGUUAUUGGAUAACAAAUCUUCCCGGGAUGGGGUAUAUCAACUCGGAUCAUACCGCCGCUGGGGUUUUAAGCGCUUAGUGGCACAACUUCUCGACAGGUCUCGCGACGAGUCUCGCGACGAGGUACAACAGCCGGCAAAAUUACUUUGUCCUAGCAGACACAUAGAAGCUGAUGUGGUCUCCAGCUUUCCCAAACCGAACCACACUCUUGAUUAUUUGUUAUUCGCUAUUUCGCAUGCGGAGAAGCCUCUCCCCUCUUCAGUUCGAACGAUGAAUACUGUUCAUCCAGAUAUGUAUAAUAACAGCGACAAGUCAAAAAAUGGCCACCCAACGCUCGAGAUUCGACAAGCAGUUGCUAUUGAUAGUUCAGAGAAGGUUGUGAUGCUCAUCACGGCUGUAGGUGCAGUUUCAGGUAGACUCAUACCUGGCACGACAUCAUACCGCCAAUCUGGUAAAACGACAUUCCAGAAAAUACACAUUGUCUUGACCGAAUCCCCAAUUUACAAAGGAGAUUGCGGCGCCGCCGUGAUAGAUGCAUCAACAGGUCACUUUUAUGGACAUAUCGUUCUUGGAGUUCCUGGAACAUUUCUGGCAUACAUUAUCCCUUCUGUGGAGGUAUUACAAGAUAUUAAAAACCAGACCGGGUUGGAAGCAUCUUUAGAUGUGUCGCAAUUCCAAAACAAGGCUAAACAUGAGCCGCCUCGAAAAAAAAUUAAGAGCUUUGGAGACGAGUUUCACAGUCAUUUGGCGGAGAGACCUUUGUUUAGUCAAGAGCAGCAUGGAGAAAGCGAACCGGAGAUGGUGUGCCCCUUUUUCCGUCUCGACCCCUUCCGAUACCAGAAAUGCUAUUUAUCCAAGCUUCGCCGGUUCUCAGAUGUGAAGCAACACCUUGAGCUCGUCCACUCUCGCAGCGCAUAUUAUUGCCCUUAUUGCCAGACUAGUUGGCCCGAGGAGAAAGAAUGGACAGAGCACGCUCGGAAGGGCUGCGACAAGCCACUUGCUCCCAACUCCGAUGCCAUUACCACUCUUGACCUUGAACUUCUCGAUAAAAUUCCACGAGAUAAAGAUGAUGCGGAGAAAUAUUCUAUCAUGUGGAAGAGUCUCUUCCCGGGGCCGUGCCCUAAUCCUUGGCGUAAGGAUUCACUGAGGGAGUGUAUAAACCAGAUCCAACAAAUUCAGGGGGAGUCUCUUCGACGAUUGAUACCGGACCUACUAAGAAAGUAUCGUGUUUCUUUGGGCCACAGCCAGACUUAUGAACUCAUUGAAGAUAUCAUCCUCGAAGUCUUCAAUAAAAAUAUCAUGCGAUAUCCCGCCGCAAUCGACCAGCAGACUCUGGAUUCUCUAUUACCUUCAACUUUACUACCACCAGAGGACAGCGACUUUUCUAGGACCAAACAACUAGAGAAGGAACCAACAAAGAAGAAUGCUUCUCAGUUGUACCAGCAGAUGCCGAUACCGCCGCAAGAGAGUGCCUGGGAGGAUGAACCACUGAGAGUAGCCCAGCACAAAGGGCAUGAGGGACCGGAAAUUUCACCGGCUCCCGCCGAUUUUACACUGCACGUCGCGAAACAGACCUGA